Grus americana (Whooping crane) is the source of this 6965-nucleotide messenger RNA. RefSeq names its product p53-induced death domain protein 1 (gene PIDD1). NCBI's taxonomy places the organism in Eukaryota, Metazoa, Chordata, Aves, Gruiformes, Gruidae. Gene Ontology annotation, molecular function: protein binding. The transcript is spliced from 16 exons. Gene Ontology annotation, biological process: DNA damage response; apoptotic process; signal transduction. The record is from RefSeq and is a predicted model, not a curated record. The coding region runs from base 233 to 2911 and encodes 892 amino acids.
GCCGGGGCCGAGCCGAGCCGUGCUGGGCUGAGCCGAGCGCGGCCGGGCUUUCGUGACCUGGGUUUUGUGUGCCAGGGUCCGGGUGCGGAGGGGUGAGACAAGUGUGGCCGUGCUCAGCGGGGCACAAGCCAUCCUCCUCCUCCUCCUUGUCCCGGCUGCCUUGUGGUGCCGCCAGUGCCUGCCUGCCUGGCAAGUCAGAGCAUGUCCAGACCCCGUGGACGAGACACAGAAGAUGGCAGAGCUGCUGGGGCUCAGGGACGAGUGUGGGGAGGGGGCUUCGGGGGCUCCUGUGCUUGCUGGCUCCUGCCUUGCAGACAACAGGCUGAACCUGGAUGUUUAUCCUGACGGCUGCUGCCGGUUCCUCCAGCUGUUCCAGGGGCGACAGGGAGAGGUGGUCCAGGUGGAGUUCCUCCGGCUCAGCAGCAACGAUCACCUCCUUGGCACCACACUGGGCAUCCUUCCUCAUCUGAAGCACCUGAAAUCCCUGGUGCUCAAAGGUGGCCAUGCCAGGGAUGAGUUUGGUUCAUGUCAGCAUGGCUCCCUGACAAGCUUGCCACCAGACGUUGGGAACCUGAGGUGUCUCACCCACCUGGAUCUCAGCUUCAACAGCCUCUCUACCUUGCCCACCUGCAUCCUCCACCUCUCCAGCCUCCGGGUGCUCCUGGUGAGCCACAACAGCCUGGUGGCACUCCCCGAGGAUUUUGGCUGUCUGAGCAAGCUGACUUUCUUCUCUGCUAUGAAAAAUCAGCUGAAGGACUUACCUCAGAGCAUUGGAGAGCUGGCAGAGCUGCAGGACCUGGAUCUCUCGGAAAAUGCUUUGGAAUUCCUCCCUGAAGAAGUUGGGAAUCUGCACAACUGCACAGAACUGGAUCUCUCUGGGAAUUGCUUAUUGAGCAUCCCAGACUCCUUAGCCAAUUUGAAGUCUCUGCGGCGGCUCCACCUCCACAGCAAUCUCCUGGUGACGGUCCCUGCCUCGCUUGCCAGCCUGCCCAACUUGUCCAGACUUGAUCUGCAGAACAAUUGCCUCCGUGCUGUCCCCCCCGAGAUCCAGACUUCACCAUUUGUGCAUCUCCGAGGCAAUCCCUUAGGAGAAACUGAGCCAUCCCUGCGGGCUGAUGAAUCCAAUGCUGGAGGGCUACAAAGACUCUUCCUUGCAUCAGCAGAGGACAGCUUUACUGUCACCUCUGAAGGCUGCAGAGUGGUCUUGGCCUGUGGCAUCCAUUUCUACUUUCCACCGGGGGCUGCCUCUGACCCUCUGCGGAUCUGCUUCCGAACCCUCGCACCGGACCCUCAGUGGGUAAAGCUGAGACAUCAUGAUGUCCUGCUAAGUAGAGUCCUGGAGCUGCAGCCUCAUGGGGUCACAUUCCAGCAGGAGGUGCAAAUCUGGAUGCCAUAUGCCUCCCCUCAAACCCUUCACCAGCGUGAGGUGGUAGUUCGGACCUUCAGUGGGCAGAGCUGGAGUGAUCUGAGAACAAGAGUGGAGCAGAAGAGAAAAUCAAAGAAGCACGUGGCUCACUGUAGUGUCCUUCAUUUCUCCUGGUUCCUCGUUGUGUCUCGACUUGUGCAAAAUGAAUGCAAAGUGCCAACAGAGGGGACAUUGCUCUUUUCCAGUGUGGAUCCAAACAUCAAAGUGACCUUUCCUCCUGGAGUCACUGAAGAGACUCGCAAUGUCAAGCUGCAGGUGCUGCCGGUCUCUGUAGAAGAGAUAGAGGAAAUCACAGCUGAUGCAGGGUGCAGAGCCAGUCCCCUACUCUGCCUCUCCCAGGACUCCCUGGUGGAUUUUCUCAGGCCAGUGAGAAUUCAGCUGCCCCUCCCGCCCGGGGUCACAGGGAUAAAUUUGGAUCGGUCAAGGCUGCAUCUUCUCCAUGGCGACUUGGAGGGUCAAACCUGGGAUGACAUUACCAGUCAGGUGGUGCUGGAAUUCACCCAUCUUUAUGCAGUGUUUGAAGUCACACACUUCUCCUGGUACUGGCUGUGGUACACCACUAAGACCUACAUUGGAGGCAUUGCCAAGAAAGUCUAUGAGCGGCUGCGUAUGUACCAGGUGAACUUCAUUGCUCUGCAGAGGAGGAAGGACCCCGAGCAAGUCCUGCUACAGUGUGUCCCCAAGAACAAGGUUGACCCAGUGCUGAAGAAGCUGCAGGACCGCUAUCAAGGACCUGAGCCAUCCGACAUGGUGGAGAUGUUUGAGGGAGAGCAAUUUUUCGCAGCUUUUGAGCGAGGCAUCAGCAUCGAUAUGGAUCGCCCUGACUGUGUGGAUGGACGUCUCUCAUUUAUUUUUUACUCCCACUUGAAGAACAUGAAGGAAAUCUAUGUGACCUCCCCUGUAGACAGGAAAGGCCAAGCUGUAAAAGGCCAGGUCUCUUUCUACCGAGGAGCAGUUCCCGAGAGUAUCCCUGAAGAUGCCAGCAGGAGGAGGAAAGGACCAGACUCCCUCUGGCUCGCUACUCUGCCCAUCAAACUGCCUCGAUUGAAACCCCGCUGGGGUGCGAACCCCGGUACCCUGAAUGGCUUCUCCUUUCCUCCCUUGAACCUGGGCAACGCUGAGACUGGCUACCUGACACAGGCAAACCUGCUAAGCAUUGCCAGGCGUGUGGGAGCUGACUGGCAGACCAUCGGCCUGAACCUGGGCUUGACCUAUCAGCAGAUUGAGCGCAUAGGAUACAAUAACAGAGAGGACCUUGAUAAGCAGAUCCUGGACAUGCUUUUCUCAUGGGCUCAGCAAAACUCGGAGGACCCUGACUGUGUGAGCAAGUUGAUUUCUGCUAUGAAAGAGAGUGGCCGCCAGGACAUCGCUGAUGAGGUCGAAACCAUCAUUGAGCUGGGACGGCAGAAAUACAGGGAGUCCAUCCGCCGGGUGGGCUUGGAGCAGGAGAGCAGCACUGAGGACUCUGCAAUAGCUAUGAUGUAGCACCUAGCAGAAAGAACUGGAUUUAGUAUGGGGUCCCUCUGCAUACCCAGAGUAACAAUGUCUUGGGGCUGCUCCCACCUCAAGGGCCAGUGUCUUCCUGAGGACCUGGACACUGAUUUACUUUUGAGCAGACUGCUGAGCUCUCUUGGGUCUAUACUCACAUGCCAUUUCUGCCAAUCCCAGGCAGUUAGAGUGCAUUUAUGAGCCUUUUCUGUACUUCUACUUCUUGACUUUGAGCUUUUGAUUUCAGAAACAUGGACAAAUUCAGAGGCUGAAGUGUCUGUCAGUUGAGUAGUGGCUAAAGUAGCCUUUAAUGAAUUAAUACUCAUGUUACCUGUAUUUAUUUAUAAUUUAUUCCUGAAACUGUGUUCUGCUGGAAACACUGGGUGUGGGCAUUUGGAUCUGUGUGUGCUCCAAUGCUUGAUGGGAAAGUGGAGGUGCAGUUGUGUUAGGAAGGCCUGUGGUGCGGUAGGGACUGUUCAGCUAUUUCUGUUAAUGAUGUGUUUUGCUCACAUGAAAAUGUGAACUGUAUUCCCCACAAAAAUGUUUUCUAUUUUCUGCCAAAUCUGUUCCAGUUCCCUCAAGCCCAAAACGAAACCUAAGUAUUCAUGGGGAAAAGAGAAGAAACUUAUUUCUAGCAAAAUUGCUCUUGUUUUUUGGUUUUGUUCCAAAAGCUAUUUUGGAACAAAUAAAAUUUCACAUUAGCCCUAGGCUGCUGCACCUGCCAGGCUUUUUAGAUGAGACCUCCAUGCUGCUGGUCUUUGACAGAGUUCCAGUUUUAUUUUACAAAUAAGUAAAAAUCCAUAACUCUGCUUUUCUGGGAGAGACUCUUAAUUUAAGUGAAAGUAAAAUUUCCUUUGCAGUUUCAAAGGGAUAUUCCUCACAUCCUCCCAGUGAAAUAUGCCAGUGUAGUAGUGAAGGUGUGACCCCUCGUGAACUUUGGUGAAAGGCAUGACUUAAAUUUGCAUUUUAAAACCUGGUCUGACCAGCUGUGAAAUAGACACUGUUGUGGGAUUGGCAUGAGCUAUGCUGAGCUAACCUCCCAGUUUUGCAGUCUGAACAUCUUGUAUAAGGCUGGAAGUGUUUAUUGCUUUUUAACUGCUUGGUCAUUGACAACUGAGGUGCCCUUCUCUUCCUGUUCCCCAUCUCAUAAUGGGCCUCAACUAAUGAUCCACUAAUGACAAUGGGAAAUUUAAUGCAAGCUUUUUGAAAGACUACUGUCAUCUACAUAAAUUCAACUCUUUCAGGCAGGUUUGGAUUCAGCAUAUCACACUCUUUAAGCAAUAUUUAUAGUGCUGUUCUCAGUCUGAAAAACAAAAGUCUGUAUAAAAAUGCCAGGUUGCAACACCCAAAGUCAACCUGCAGUUGCAGGUCUGAGAAAUCGUGGUGUUUUCUUCCCCCCUGUGAACAAUCAGUGGUGGUUUCCCUGAUGCCGUGUUUCAGACUUGCCAUCAAUACUAUUGAAAGAGAGGCAUAAAAUCAUUCUGCUUUUAAAUUUUUUUUAUUUUUAAGGCCAUUCUAACAUCCCAGGCCACGGAGUGAUUAGUGUCCAGUUCAGAGCACUGGACAAGGACUCGCAGACUUGAGUUGUCACCUUGAGCCUAGGGACUUCCUCAGAUCUGAUUUCUUAGGCCAUGCUGCCUGUCAAGUCUCAUAUUGGGUUCAAGUCAGCAGUUCUCUUUUGAAUAUGUGUUUUUUCUGGUAGUCUGUGUCAUAUGUUCCUGUCUGUAAUUUUGAUGUAUACCAACAAGGCAUUUGUUCUUUCCUCCAGUUUUGGAGAGAUGCAUUUGGGCAUAUUGCUCUCACUGAGAAUAAAAUAAGCACUUAACUGUUUCACAGCAUGGUUUGCUAAUCCAUAAAUGCCUCAAGCUGUUAGACAGAGUCAGGUUCCUUUAAACCUGCUGGUAGAAAGAAACAGGUGAGCUUGGCCAUGCUGCACAGAAAUGGGAGAAGAGCUCUUGUUUGGGUACUGCUGGCUGCAAAGUGCAGGACAGACUGCACAGAGUUAAUGGUGUAGGACAGACUAACACAGAGUUAAUGGUAUCCCUGUAGCCUGGCUUUGCUGCAGCAGGGCUAAGCCAGGAAAUACAUUUGGGGCAUGGGUUUGACUAGCUGACUGUAUGACUGUAUGACUAGUGCUCAGGUGGAGCUGGUCUAGGGACUAACAAGGCUAGUCUAGAGGGGACAGUGCGUAGGCUUGGCCUGGCCUCCGGCAAAGGUGCAGGAGGGUUUUGGCUAGGCAAAGCUAGGCUAAGGAAGUCUACAGGUAGCAUAAGGUAGAUCCACGGGAUGAAGCUAGGCUGCACUUAGCUUCCCUUUCCAUUUGUGAUGGCCAGGCAACAGCUGAAAUAAGGGUUGGGUAGGCUGGACUCUAUGGAGGGCUCAUCCAGGCAUCGGCAGAGCUACAGCUCUUCCAGAUAACAGAUAGAUCAGGCUGGGAGAGAGGGAGGUUAGUGCUAGGUGUUUAGGUUACUCUGGGGCUACAGCCAGGCCAGGCAACAGGAGAUACAAAACCCUAGUAUCAUCAGUAGAACAGCUCUUCAUGAUUUGGGCUGAUAACUUAAGGAAAGUUAAGUAACUACCCCAGACAAGUAUUCUUAUCUCCAGUCUUUCACUGCUGAGUGGCAGCCACUGGGCUGGGCCACUUUGCUGGCAUCUGGUUUUCUCCUUGCAGUGACACGGAAGCAAUCACCCAGCUGAGGAUAGGGAGGUGCUGUUGGGAAAUCAGAGCAACUGUCCAACUGCUCUUUCCUUCAGCUGACUUGGCAACAAAUAUUUGAGCUGGAUGAGAGUCACGGAAAGCAUGUUAUUUUCAAGUGUGUUAUCUUUAUCGAUAAUCUCUUUCAGGCACAGUAACUCCUUUGUAAGCCUGUAGUUGCUAUGGCCAGGAAAUGCUGAUUACAGUUGCAGUAGAUGCUUGAAGCAGUAAAAAAACCCCAACGUGUCAUUUAUCUUUUGAAUCAAAAGAUUGCUUUCCUUUCUGGCCUCUUUCAUGAAUUCAUCACAUACUGGAGUAGUCUUGUUCCCUUUCCAGCUAUCUGGCUUUUCAUGGUGUCUAUUAGGCACCUUACAAUGUCCUACUGAUAAUCUGGCAGAUUUUGUGGUUUUUACUGUGCACAAUCCUGAUGCAUCCAAAAUUCCCCCAAAUAAAUUUCAACCAGGAAAAGCCUCCUUACAAAAAAAUUUAAAAAUAAAGCGAGAAAUUGUUCGAAAGCAGGAACAUUUUUUUUCCUCUUUUUUUGACUGUAACAUCUCUACCUCUUUAACUCUCCUAAUUAAACCCUUUUCUACUUCACAAACUUCAGCAGAAUUACCAAGUGGCUCUGGUACGUGAACAGUGUGUUUCCCACAAACUACCCUCCACUUCCAGGUUCUGCUAACCAUGACAGUCCUCUAGCUGCCAGGAGACAGAUCCAGGUAAGACGCUUCCAGCCCCUGCAAAGAUUGAUAAAAGAAAUUGCUGAGAAAUGAAAGCCCAGACAAAGCUCAAAUCAGUUUAUUAAUUCUAUAAAAAUCACAAGGCAAAGCCUGACUAUAUCCUGUUAAACUGUUUACAUGGUCCCAGCAGUAAAAUGCUGUAUAAUUCCCAUUAAAAGACCUGAAGGAAAUACGAAGGUGGGAAGGAGCCUGCAGGGGCUGUGUUCAGUUUGUCUGUUUACUGCGGCCAGACAACAAUACUGUAAAAUUCAGCACAUCCAUAGGAUUCCUCUGUUAAGGGAAAGGAGAUAUCUGUGGUGCGUUGAGGACUGGAUGGUUCAGCCAUGAACCUACCAAACUUGAUACAAAACUGAGGGAGCAUUAGAAGGUACCCUGCCAACUGCUAAGACAUCCUGCUGUUUGAUACCCUACAGUGUCCAUACUCGACAGUGUCAUGCUGCUGUUGCUUUUAAAAGGGAAAGGAAAUCUGAUGGUCCUUAAAUUCACUGUUUUUCCCCCAAAGGAGGAUCACAGCAUGUUUACAGCCUUUUAAACCAAGAUUAGCUUUCACUGGGAAAGGCAUGGGGCUGUUUUUCAGACACUGGUGCAUCAGAGCCCUAGCCCAGGGCCGCCUCAA